AUGGUCAAUUUCACGGUCGACGAGGUCCGGGCGUUGAUGGACAAGCCCACCAAUGUCCGUAACAUGUCGGUCAUUGCUCACGUCGACCACGGCAAGUCGACGUUGACUGAUUCCCUGCUGUCCAAGGCCGGUAUCAUCUCCACCGCGAAGGCUGGUGAUGCCCGUGCCACCGACACCAGAGCCGACGAGCAGGAGCGUGGUAUCACUAUCAAGUCGACUGCCAUCUCCCUGUACCACAACCUCGAGGACGAGGAAGAUAUCAAGGAUAUUGUUGGCCAGAAGACUGAAGGCCGCGAGUUCUUGAUCAACCUUAUCGACUCGCCCGGUCACGUUGAUUUCUCUUCUGAGGUUACCGCCGCUCUCCGUGUUACUGACGGUGCUCUCGUCGUCGUCGACACCGUCGAGGGUGUUUGCGUUCAGACCGAGACUGUGCUCCGCCAGGCUCUUGGUGAGCGUAUCAAGCCCGUUGUUGUCAUCAACAAGGUCGACCGUGCUCUUCUCGAGCUCCAGGUCUCCAAGGAGGACCUUUACCAGUCCUUCUCCCGUACCAUUGAGUCCGUCAACGUCGUCAUCUCCACCUACUUCGACAAGUCUCUUGGUGACGUCCAGGUCUACCCCGACAGGGGUACCAUUGCCUUCGGUUCCGGUCUCCACGGCUGGGCCUUCACCAUCCGCCAGUUCGCUGUCAAGUACGCCAAGAAGUUCGGUGUCGACAAGAACAAGAUGAUGGAGCGUCUCUGGGGCGACAACUACUUCAACCCCCACACCAAGAAGUGGACCAAGAACGGCACCCACGAGGGCAAGCAGCUUGAGCGUGCCUUCUGCCAGUUCAUCCUGGACCCCAUCUUCAAGAUCUUCGCCGCCGUCAUGAACUUCAAGAACGACGAGAUCAACACCCUCCUCGAGAAGCUCCAGCUCAAGCUCUCUUCCGAGGACCGCCAGAAGGAGGGCAAGCAGCUGCUCAAGGUUGUUCUCCGCACCUUCAUCCCCGCCGCUGAUGCCCUGCUGGAGAUGAUGAUCCUCCACUUGCCCUCGCCCGUUACUGCCCAGAAGUACCGUGCCGAGACUCUCUACGAGGGUCCCAUGGACGACGAGGCUGCCAUUGGUAUCCGUGACUGCGACCCCAAGGCUCCUCUCAUGCUGUACGUCUCCAAGAUGGUGCCCACCUCCGACAAGGGCCGCUUCUACGCCUUCGGUCGUGUCUUCUCCGGUACCGUCAAGUCCGGUAUCAAGGUUCGCAUUCAGGGCCCCAACUACACCCCCGGCAAGAAGGACGAUCUCUUCAUCAAGGCUAUCCAGCGUACCGUGCUCAUGAUGGGCGGCAAGGUCGACCCCAUUGACGACAUGCCUGCCGGUAACAUUGUCGGUCUGGUCGGUAUCGAUCAGUUCCUGCUCAAGUCUGGUACCCUCACCACCUCCGAGACCGCCCACAACCUGAAGGUCAUGAAGUUCUCCGUCUCCCCCGUCGUCCAGCGCUCCGUGCAGGUCAAGAACGCCCAGGACCUGCCCAAGCUUGUCGAGGGUCUCAAGCGUCUGUCCAAGUCUGACCCUUGUGUCCUGACCUACACCUCCGACUCUGGUGAGCACGUUGUUGCCGGUGCCGGUGAGCUCCACCUUGAGAUCUGCUUGAACGACCUCCAGAACGACCACGCCGCCGUUCCCCUGAUCAUCUCCGACCCUGUCGUUCAGUACCGUGAGACUGUCGCCGGCAAGUCGACCAUGACUGCCCUCUCCAAGUCGCCCAACAAGCACAACCGUCUCUACAUGGUUGCCGAGCCCAUGGACGAGGAGCUGUCGUUGGCUAUUGAGGCCGGCAAGGUUAGUGCCCGUGACGACUUCAAGGCCCGUGCCCGUGUCCUCGCCGACGACUACGGUUGGGAUGUCACCGACGCCCGCAAGAUCUGGUGCUUCGGUCCCGAUGGCCAGGGCGCCAACUUGCUGGUUGACCAGACCAAGGCCGUCCAGUACCUCAACGAAAUCAAGGACUCUGUCGUCUCCGGUUUCCAGUGGGCUUCCCGUGAGGGUCCCGUUGCCGAGGAGCCCAUGCGCUCCGUCCGCUUCAACAUCCUCGAUGUCACCCUGCACGCCGAUGCCAUCCACCGUGGUGGUGGCCAGAUCAUCCCCACCGCUCGCCGCGUCCUGUACGCCUCGAUGCUCAUGGCUGACCCUGCUCUCCUCGAGCCCGUCUACCUGGUCGAGAUUCAGGUGCCCGAGAACGCCAUGGGUGGCGUCUACGGUGUCCUGACCCGCCGUCGUGGUCACGUCUUCAACGAGGAGCAGCGCCCUGGAACUCCUCUGUUCAACAUCAAGGCCUACCUGCCCGUCCUGGAGUCUUUCGGCUUCAACGCCGAUCUGCGUGCUGCCACAUCUGGCCAGGCCUUCCCCCAGUCCGUCUUCGACCACUGGCAGGUGCUGCCCGGUGGCUCUCCUCUGGACCCCACCACCAAGACCGGUGCCAUUGUUACCGAGAUGCGCAAGCGCAAGGGUAUCAAGGAGAACGUCCCCGGCGUCGACAACCCGCGCGACGCGAUGAUGCUGUUUCCCGAAGAAGAUGCGCCUCUGCUGAAGAAAUGGGUCGUCAAACGUCUAGAGAACACAUCUGAUGCGGACGCCGACGUGCUUGCCGACUACAUCAUGGCCCUGCUCAAGCAUGAGGGCACUAAAGAGGAUGUGCGGGCUUUGUGCGAACAAGAGCUCCCAGUCUUCUUGAACGAGGACAUCAAAGUUUUCUUGGACGAUGUCUUUCAAGCAAUCGCUUGGAAGUUGUACGUCCCUGGCAUGUCGAAACCGCCGCCUUCGAGACAGACGGGCAACGAUUCACUGGUGCUGCCGGGAGAACAUGGGACAGCCACCGCAGGCGGAAACGAUGUCGAGAAUUCGACACUAAAGGAUUUUGCGCGAGAGGAAACAACUGCAAGUUUGACCAUGUUCUGGACCCCUGCUAUUGGCCUCAAAUGCUGCCACAAGUCCCCGAUCUUAGUGGAGGACGGCCGAGGGGGUCAAAGGAGAAAGAAGGGCAGGGCGCCUUUCUCUGCCGAAGGACCUGAAUCCGACAAGACGAAGAGCACGCUGGUGGUCGAGUCGAUACCCGAGGAUCACCUGAACGAGGAAGACAUUCGAGCUUUCUUUGGGGAGUUUGGCACCAUUGAGGAGUUGACGCUGCAGCCGACACAGAAGCUAGCAAUCAUCAAGUACGACAACUGGCAAUCCGCUAAUGCAGCAUACAAGUCGCCCAAGGCAAUUUUCGACAAUCGCUUCGUCAAGGUCUUUUGGUAUAAAGACGAGACCAACCCCCCACACGGAUCAAAGUCGAAUGGUGCCGCAGAAACAGGGGAAGAGGCACAGGAAGAGUUUCAGAUGGAUCCCGAAGAAUUCGAACGGAGGCAGCAGGAAGCUCAAGCGAAGUGGCAAGAGCGCGAGGCGAAGCGUGCCGAAAUCGAACAACAGCGACAAGAUUUGGAACGCCGCCAGCAGGAACACCUAGAGAAAUACCGCGAAGCGACCGAGAAGCUCACCAGUAAGAUGGUAGAAAAGAACGGCGGCAGUGAACCCGAGAUUUCGGGUACAGAAAAGCUGCGCGCUCAGCUGGCAAGAUUGGAGCAAGAAGCGAAGAUCCUGGGCAUCGACACUGAUGGGGCGGCUGACGAUGCAUCCGUGUCAUCACUUGGGCCGCAUCCCUCGCUCGGUGGCUGGCGAGGGCGUGGCCGAGGCAGGGGCAGGGGGGCAUGGCGAGGAAGAGGCGGCGGCACUAGUGUCGAGGGGAGGCAUGCAGCAUACGCACAGUACUCGUUGGACCUUCGGCCAAAGGCGGUUGCAAUUUCUGGCGUCGAUUUCACGGCCCCUGAGAAGGACGAGGCACUACGACACUAUCUCUUGAACCUGGGCGAGUUUGAUGCCAUUGAGACAAAGCCCGACGUAACCCAGGUCUCUUUCCGUGACCGCAAGACUGCGGAGACGUUCUUCUCCUCGCUUCACGGGGAGCAGAGAGAAGAAGAAAGAGAGGAAGGCGAGGUCACGAUUGGGGACAUGGAUGAAGAAUAUGCCGAUGAUCAAAAGGUCGAGGAGGAUGAGGAGGUUGACUAUGUCUAUUGA
Emericellopsis cladophorae is the source of this 4092-nucleotide messenger RNA. Its product is annotated as elongation factor 2. Bases 1 to 4092 code for a protein of 1363 amino acids. Gene Ontology annotation, molecular function: RNA binding; ribosome binding; GTPase activity. The record is from RefSeq and is a predicted model, not a curated record. Gene Ontology annotation, biological process: translational elongation; mRNA processing. Gene Ontology annotation, cellular component: ribonucleoprotein complex; cytosol. NCBI's taxonomy places the organism in Eukaryota, Fungi, Ascomycota, Sordariomycetes, Hypocreales, Bionectriaceae. The transcript has 7 exons.